CCGAGGAAGCUAAGGCCGUUUUGGGGUGAGGCCCUCACUUCAUCCGGCGACUAGCACCGCGCCCGGCAGCCCCCACCUAGCACCCGCCCGCACCAUGGUCUCCGUCUCGGAGCUCACUUGCAUCUACUCUGCCCUCAUUCUGCACGAUGAUGAGGUGACUGUCACGGCUUUGGCCAGUGUCAACAUCGGGAGCCUCAUCUGCAAUGUGGGGGCUGGUGGACCUGCCCCAGCAGGAGGUCCUGCCCCAGUCACCACUGCUGCCCCAGCUGAGGAGAAGAAAGUAGAAGCAAAGAAAGAAGAAUCUGAAGAGUCUGAUGAUGACAUGGGCUUUGGUCUUUUUGACUAAACCUCUUUAGUAACACAUUCAAUAA
Molecule: messenger RNA, 371 nt
Organism: Dama dama (fallow deer)
Lineage: Eukaryota; Metazoa; Chordata; Mammalia; Artiodactyla; Cervidae
Product: large ribosomal subunit protein P1-like
Exons: 2
Coding region: 95-346 (83 amino acids)
Biological process (GO): cytoplasmic translation
Cellular component (GO): cytosolic large ribosomal subunit
Molecular function (GO): ribonucleoprotein complex binding; structural constituent of ribosome; protein kinase activator activity
Source: RefSeq, a predicted model, not a curated record